AUGUCGGAGGAAUUGAAUAUUCAUGAUUAUCUUAAAUUCAAGUCAACCUUGACAUUUUCAUCAGAAAGUUGCCUUUUGUACAUCCGUAAGCAGAAUAGCAACGAAGUGUUUAUUACUUUCUCUAUCCCUUAUGAAAUUUUAAUUAAGUGGCACCAAAUAAAAGUAGUAAAAAAACUGUUCGUAUUGUCAUACGUGGAUUUGCUUUUCCUUUCGCAAAAUCUCCCGUCUUGUACUUUAAAUUUAAAAGAGGAGGCUAAGUUACGACUAGAAGCGCGCCUGAGAGAACUGAGUUACUCUGCUGCAAAGGAAUGUACUGGAACUAAAGGGGCUACAAGAAUAAAGAUACUUAAAAAAGUCAAGAAAUUAGCUGUAUACCAAUCUGAAAUAGAAGACGCCAGCCAACUUUUGAGUAAAAUUAACAGCCUUGAGAAAGAGAAGAAGGAAUUACAAGAACAACUUGAAACUCUUGAAGCUCGAUGUGACAGUCUUGUGCAGGAGGUUGCAGAAUUCAGGCAAACUACCCAGCGAGCAGCUGACCUUGAACAGUCUUAUUCUGAAAUAUCAGACCAAAAUGAUAAAUUAAAAGAAUAUGUCGAUUCUCUUGUAGACAGAGACUCAUGUAAACACUGCGACUCAAAUUACAGGAACAAUGGUCGUACAUAUAAUGAAGUAAGCUACACCCAAAAGCAACGAAAGCUAAAAGUGCUAAAAAGUAAUUCCGAAAGAGCCCUCUGGUUUCUUGAGUCAUUUGGAUUUAAGCUAGAUAAGCUAUUUCUCAGUGAUUGCCAAACUGGGGAAAAAGUGACUCUGCAGUACAAUAAUGAGAAAAAGUCUGCAUAUCAAUUCCUUUCGGAGGAGGACAAAGACAAGGUCAGGAAUGUUGUCUACAUUAUGGACAAGUUUUGUGUAAGUGAUGCUGCAUAUCAUGAAUUCAGCAUGACAAACAAUGAUGGUCUUCCCCGCAGCUAUUUGAUAAAACAAUGUAGACAAGAUCUCAACAAAGUGUAUAGCAUUUAA
This is a messenger RNA of Paramuricea clavata, 1017 nucleotides long. The record is from the annotation of a GenBank genome assembly. Lineage: Eukaryota; Metazoa; Cnidaria; Anthozoa; Malacalcyonacea; Plexauridae.